AGGAUCCUCUGAAAAGAGGAAACAGACCCGCCAUUUUCCUACGAGCCUUUUAAACCCAGCAGGGGGAGGCAAGAUCCGAUAGGAAAGCCACUGAGGAGGAAAAAGUGGGAGUUAGAGAGAAAGAGAGAGAGAGGGGGUGAGAGGAGAGGGAGAGUGCGUGACAGAGGGGUUGAGAGAGAGGACGCUGCUGUUAAUAGAGGAGGAGACGUUUGUCAGGUGGCGGAACAGCGUACAUCCCAGGGACUAGCAGCAUUGCCGUUGGAUUUAACAGCACGAGUAUACAUUUCCCCCCCUCUUUUGUUAUUAUCCCCCUUUUUCUGUUUGUUUAAAACUGCGAAGAUGUCUGGACAAAGCAUAACGGAUCGGAUAACGGCAGCGCAACACAGCGUUACCGGUUCCGCGGUGUCCAAAACGGUGUGCAAGGCGACCACGCACGAAGUCAUGGGGCCAAAGAAGAAGCAUUUGGAUUAUCUGAUCCAGUGCACCAAUGAGAUGAAUGUGAACAUCCCUCAGCUGGCUGAUACGCUGUUCGAGCGCACCACCAACACCAGCUGGGUGGUCGUGUUUAAAUCUCUCAUCUCCACACACCACAUUAUGGUCUAUGGCAAUGAGAGAUUUGUACAAUAUCUGGCCUCCAGGAACACAUUAUUCAACCUCAGUAAUUUUUUGGACAAAAGCGGGUUACAAGGAUAUGACAUGUCCACCUUCAUCCGGAGGUACAGCCGCUACCUGAACGAAAAGGCAGUCUCAUACAGACAAGUGGCCUUUGACUUCACAAAAGUAAAACGAGGGGCUGACGGUGUAAUGAGAACUAUGAACACAGAGAAGCUCCUAAAGACCAUGCCCAUUAUCCAAAACCAGAUGGAUGCACUCCUCGACUUCAACGUAAAUGCCAAUGAGCUCACAAACGGGGUCAUUAACGCCGCGUUCAUGCUUCUGUUUAAAGACGCCAUCCGUCUGUUUGCAGCCUAUAAUGAAGGGAUCAUCAACCUGCUUGAGAAGUACUUUGACAUGAAGAAAGCCCAGUGUAAAGAAGGCCUGGACAUCUAUAAGAAAUUCCUCACUCGAAUGACGAGAAUCUCAGAGUUUCUCAAAGUGGCAGAGCAAGUGGGAAUCGAUCGAGGGGACAUACCAGACCUGUCACAGUUUACAGUUUGUGCCCCUAGUAGCCUUUUGGACGCCCUCGAGCAGCAUUUGGCUUCAUUAGAGGGGAAAAAGGUCAAAGACUCCACAGCUGCCAGCAGAGCCAGUACGCUGUCCAAUGCGGUGUCCUCCUUGGCCAACACGGGUAUCUCUUUCACCAAAGUUGAUGAGAGGGAAAAGCAGGCUGCUCUGGAGGAGGAACAGGCUCGAUUAAAAGCACUUAAGGAGCAGCGUUUGAAGGAACUGUCCAAGAAGCCCUCCACAUCCUCCACGACUGCAGCAUCUCCUGUUUCGACGGCGACGGGGACCAUCAGUACCGCCCACGCCAUUGACCUGUUCUCCACAUCCAGUAGCUUUGCUAACAGUGCUCCGAAGGUGCCGAACGAUCUGUUGGACCUGCAGCCCGCGUUCCAGCCCUCCCUGCCUCUCUCCACCGGCCUGCCUUCAGCCAACACAUGGGGAGAUCCUUUCAUGUCUACAGAGGCUGUUGACGACUCCAUUCCAAACUUAAAUCCUUUCCUUACAAAACCUGUUGUUGAUCCUGUCCAUCUGCCUGUUGUGUCUUCAGAUGCUGUUAGUUUUCCCUCUAGGACACCCAGUCAUGAAAUGUUCGGUGAUAAUUACAAUCCCUUUAUUGAUUCGAGCAGUUCGGUUGCGUCACCCGUCGAGCCCUCUGCUCGGAUGGGCUGCUUCCUCUCAGACUCCUUCUGCUCUCCGGCUGCCUACCCUAACACUCCUCUCUUCCACUCUGAGCCCUCCGCUGUAGCUGGACUAUUCGGAGGGUUCUCUGCACCUCCCGCCGCCCAGCCUCCCAGUUCGACAGGCCUUAAUGUCGACUUUGACUCCGUGUUCGGCAAUAAGUCGGCCGCCAACAGCACAGACUCGACUGAUGAUAUUUUAGGUGGCCUCCUGAAACCCACAGUGGCCUCUCCCAACCAGGGCCUGACGCCCAGCGCCCAAGCUGGCAAACUGGUUUCCGAUGACUUGGAUUCCUCUCUGGCCAACCUUGUGGGCAAUCUCGGUAUUGGAAAUGGAACAAUGAAGAAUGACAUCCACUGGAUUCAACCCGGAGAGAAGAAGUUGACUGGAGGAACCAACUGGCAACCAAAGAUGGCUCCGUCCACAACAUGGAACCCUGCCACCAUGAACGGCAUGAUUUUCCCACCAUACGCUCCCUCAGUCAUGGCCUUUCCUGCCACGACGCCCACAGGAAUGAUGGGAUACACAAUGGCUCCUCAAAUGGGCUCCAUGACCAUGAUGACACAGCCUACCAUGAUGUACACGCAGCCUGUGAUGCGGCCGGCCAAUCCCUUUGGCCCAAUCUCAGGGGCACAGCUCUCUACAGCCUCUAGUCCUUCCAGUUCAAGCCCUCUCAGAGCUCCGGGACAGGACCCUUUUGCACAGCUGUCUUUGAAGGAUUUCCUUUAGAGCGUCUUUAGAUGCAGUUCAUGUAGGUGAAGGAGGAUUGACGCUUCCCAAGGAUGAAUUCUACGGCAAAUCUCAAACCUUUAAUCUCUCUCCAGUUUGGAGUUUGGCACUUCAAGGAGAGUUCUGCCCCAGUACAAACCUGUACAGGAAUCAGAGGGAGGGGUGGGAGGGGCAUUAUGGGAUAUGAUGGGUGGGGUUGGGAGGGGUAAGACUUUGCCCAGAUAUGGAGGACACAGCACUCUCAUUUUGUAAUUUGUCUAACGCGGUAACAGUUACUGUACUGAUAUGGGUCUGUAACGAGAAACAAGGGUGUUGAAAGAGUGCAGGAAUGUGGUGGGUUUUCACAAACACAGCUUCACUUUUUUUCCAUGGAAUGAAGAACCUCGGGAUCGGGAAGUUGUCUUUAACCGAUCAUCAAGCAAGCAUUACCUGAUUUAACUAUCUCCAAUUACAUCGGUUUCUAUUAUUUCUAUUUUUUAUGUUAUGACAUUUGCAGUAGACAUUCCUUGUGUAUUGUCUGUAUUUAUUUAUGAUUUUCCCUCUGAGGAAUUUUUUCUUUUUUCUUUUAAGCUCCUCCUUAAGGGAGGUGUUUCAAAUGAUGCGUUCAUAUGGGUAUGAUUGGUUGUAUAAUUUGGAUUUGAGUGACUGAAUUAUGAUUGAGAUAUACACAUAUAUACAUACACAUACAUAAUAUAAAAAAAUGGGGGGAAAUGGACGCCUAUAAACUGACUGAUACAGCACUAAAUAUUCUCCGAAGCAGUUAUAUGUCUAGUGCAAUUUCUUUGUUGCCCAAACGCUCACCGCCCUCCAUUUGUAAUGGACAUAGGAUAAAAUAUACCAAUCAUUAUACCACAUAGUCAGUUCUGUGCCCCGGGUGGGUGGUGGGGGAGUUGUGAGGGAGCAUUUAGCAAAGCACUACAUUUGUGAUUCAGCGGCAUUGCAUUUGGGGAAGAUCUGUAUUGCUUUCUGCUUGGCAUGUCAUUAUUUUACAUUUCACAGUUAUAUGGCUGCCUUUUCAACCUGAAUGUGCAGAGUCGCCUUUGUUUUCGGGCCACCCAAAAGCAGUUGCGUGAGUGUUUGUGGGUGCGAGUGUGUAAAUGUGAGUGAGAAACGCAGGUUGCUAUCGGUAAUGGAUGGGGUCGGUAGUGUCUAGCUGUAGGUCCUGUAGUGUGAGCAAAGGGGGCACUGUUGAUCAGUGCUCAGUGUAUAUAAAACUGGCCCUGUCCUGUAGGGAAGUACACAAAGGUUGGUCUGAAUAUGGGGGCGAUUUCUAUCCAUUGAUUUUGCAUAUUUACUGCAUCAUCCCUGCAGAUUAUAUUUUGUUUAUAUGACAACAACAAAAAAUGAAGCGGUAUUUGGGCAAUUUUCAAAUAAAGUGCAUCUUCCACAGA
Messenger RNA from Pimephales promelas (fathead minnow), 3962 nucleotides. The record is from RefSeq and is a predicted model, not a curated record. Lineage: Eukaryota; Metazoa; Chordata; Actinopteri; Cypriniformes; Leuciscidae.